Emericellopsis cladophorae is the source of this 288-nucleotide messenger RNA. RefSeq lists its product as uncharacterized. The transcript has a single exon. The annotation marks the transcript as partial. The record is from RefSeq and is a predicted model, not a curated record. Lineage: Eukaryota; Fungi; Ascomycota; Sordariomycetes; Hypocreales; Bionectriaceae.
CUCAAGUACGCCCAUGAGUGCACUGAAGGCUUUGGCGACAUGUCUAUCUUUUUCCGUGCCAUUGCGCACCUCGUGCGACCUUCUCGCGUACAGAAAGACGAUGCGAUUCCGCCCGAGACCUUCCACUACGACAAGGACAGGCUGCUACGCGUUCGCAAUGACGUUCUCGAUGCCGUGAACAUUGUCAUCUGCAUGCGUAUCUACGAACACGUCCUACGCAUUCUCGGCGAGCGCCAAAGCGAGAUGGAGACAAACAACUUGUACUUAUCCUUGGUCGCCAUCCUCUAG